UGCAAACUCCGCUCCAGUUGCAGUCUAAAGCUGUUCAAUUUAGUUCUCCUUCUUCAGUUCAAAUUUUGUUUUCUUUCCAUCUUCUGGUUCGAGAUCAUGCCCUAAUGCAAUGAGUCUUGAUUUUACUGAUCUUUCUAUUGAUUUAACAUGGAAAUGAUUCUGUCUACGCCCUCUGCCAGCUUUCUUCCAAGCUGCCGACGCACCCACCGUCGGCCGGAAUCACCACGGUCUCAUCCUCGAAAGGUAAUCGCUAAAUUCGAUCGAGUUCUUCAUCCAAAAGCUUCAAAAUCACGCUUAACGCCGAAUGCGCAGCAAAGAACGUGCGAAUGUUUCGAUUUGCACAGAGAUCUAAUUCCAUAUCACGAUGCAUGGUCUUGGCAAAAGAACAUCGUGAAAGAAAAAAUAGCAUUGAUCGAUGCGAACGAGGAUUGCCCAGAUUCGCUAAUUGUCUUGCAGCAUCCUCCUGUGUACACAUUGGGCACUAACAGUACUGAAGAGUUUCUUAAUUUUGAUCCCAAGGAUUCUCCCUUUUCCAUUUACCGCACCGAGCGUGGAGGGGAAGUUACAUAUCAUGGCCCUGGCCAGAUAGUUAUGUACCCUAUUAUCAAUCUACGAAAUCACAAGAUGGAUCUUCAUUGGUACCUCAGGGCACUUGAGGAGGUCAUUAUACGUGUUCUUUCCUCGACGUUCUCGAUGAAUGCUAAUCGGGUCGAUGGUUUAACGGGCGUCUGGGCAGGAAACCAGAAACUGGCAGCAAUUGGAAUUAGGGUAUCUAAAUGGAUAACAUUUCAUGGAUUAGCACUGAACGUCACCACUGAUCUAAGUCCAUUUAAUUUGAUAGUUCCAUGUGGAAUAAGAAACCGGCAGGUCGGAAACAUCAAGGAGCUGCUGCUGCUGCUGAGAGAAGCCAAGAACAGCAUACAUUUUGACAAGGAUUCCCAAUUGAUUGAUAUCACUUUUGAAGCUCUAAUACACCAAUUCGCUCAAGUCUUCCAAGUUGACAUCCAUCAGAAAACCACCCCGCCCCCAUUUUUGGAGUCCCUAAAACAAGCUCCGCCAAGCUCCCCUGGUUAGAUAUCUCUUACCCUCUAAAGCUUUAGCUGCUAAAAUGUUUCCCAUUUGCUUCAUUUUUUAUACUGUCUGUCUUGAGGCAUCAAGCUUUUGAAAAUGUUGCAGCUCUCCAGAAAAUUUAUAGGGAUAAAUCUGAAUUUAUAGCUUGUAAAAUAUAAAUUUAAGCACGUUUAGAACGUGCUAUGAUGAUAAACUUUUUUCGACAUAACUCUGAGGAGAUGGUUAAACUCCGAUUAACUUAAGAUUUUAUAU
Molecule: messenger RNA, 1323 nt
Organism: Cucurbita pepo subsp. pepo (vegetable marrow)
Lineage: Eukaryota; Viridiplantae; Streptophyta; Magnoliopsida; Cucurbitales; Cucurbitaceae
Product: octanoyltransferase LIP2p, chloroplastic
Biological process (GO): protein lipoylation
Molecular function (GO): lipoyl(octanoyl) transferase activity
Source: RefSeq, a predicted model, not a curated record